UGGUGAGGUUUGGAACCACUAAUCCGGUUGUACACCCAACACCAUGGUUGAGACCCGUAGUGGGACAAGCACUAGCCCCUACACUCAGGAGCAGCAAGAGAAGAUGGCCGCCAUAGUGAAGGAAAACAGAGAGAGGAAGGAGCUCCUGAAGCAAGCGAAGCUGAAGGCUAUCGCAGAGGAGCAGGCGGCAAAGAUGGAGUUAGAGGAGGAGAUGGAGAAGAAGAAGAAGGCUGCCGAAGAAGAAGCGGCAGCGGAAGUAGAGGAGGAGAGGAAACGAAAGGGGAAAGAAGUAGAGAGCAGUGGCACAAUGAAAGAAGAAGCAGAGAUGGAGAAAAAAACAAGUGAGUGGAUCGCCAAUUUAUCGUUGGGGGAAGAUGAGGAGGCAGAGUUCUACGUCCCAAAGGAUGAGAGGGAUGCGUUGGCCAGCGAACUAGCAGCGAUGGAGGACCCCUUGGAACGAAGGGAAAGAGAAGAGGAGAAGAAAUCGGAAUGGAAGUUGAGGAUGAAGAGAGAGAAGAAGAAGAGGAGGGAGGAAGUUAAUAGGUUGACUGCGGAAGUGGCGAAGGUGCAGGACUGUAGGCGAGAAGUGGGGGCACAGGCAAAUGUUUCAGCCAAGAUGGACAAAAUGCUGGGACACGGGGAUUCGGUCCCCUCUGAGGCUUUGGCCUGGGUGGUGUGCUUCCCGGCGAGCGUCACUGUGUUAGUGACUUGGCACUGCGUUGAGGCCAUUGUGUACGGUCUAGCCAUGGCGCUGCAUGGCUAUAGGCCUGGGUACUGGUAUCACCAGGCCCGUUGGAAGCCCGUGUCCGGGGAAGGGCCCUGGAUCACCGUUAUACUCAACUACGAUGGUGGAGAUGAAGUGCUACUGAAGAUCAACGUGGAGGGAGCAAAAGAGGUGGAGAUGCGGACCGAUGGAAAGCUGCAAGACGCGAUUACAGAGGCAAGAGAUCGAGCGGAGAGACGCUGUAGGAGGGACGGUGUGACGGCGAGACUACGGAUAACAGUGACUUACCAAGAGACAGAAACUUCGAUGGACACGGCGGACCUAGAGCAGGCCCACCAGGACAGGGACUCAGGUGGGGAGAGUGAGAUGAGUGGAGCAGAAGAUCGGGAAACGGACCUCAGGUCCUGGAACAGACCAGGCGAGAUCCAGAGGCAUCACCGAGCUGUGAAACCGGUGGAAGAGGGGCCCGAGGCCAGCUCCCGACAACUGACGCCCAGAGGCCACGGGGCUGGUACGGACGUGCUGAAGACGAAGCUGGAGCAAUGGCCACGCAGGUGCUUCGGCCGGCUCGGUGGGGAGGUGGUGGGGAGGUGCGUCGGCCGGCUCGGUGGGGAGGUGGUGGGGAGGUGCUUCGGUAGCCUCGGUGGGGAGGUGUUGGGGAGGUGCCUCCGCCGGCUUGGUAGGGAGGUGGUGGGAAGGUGCUUCGGCCGGCUCGGUGGGGAGGUGAUGGGGAGGUGCUUCGUCCAGGUUGGUGGGGAGGUGGUGGGGAGGUGCUUCGGUAGGCUCGCUGCGGAGGUGCUUCUUCCGGCUUGGUGGGUAGGUGCUACGGUCGGCUCGGUGGGGAGGUGCUUCCGCCGGCUCGGUGGGGACGUGAUGGGGAGGUGCUUCGGCCAGGAGCACCUUGCACUGGCUGGUACCAACCUUUUCCAAAGCUCCGGAUUGAUCUCACAUGGCAGCUGUGAUCGCGAGGACACUCUGUUCCCUAGCAGUAUGUGCCGACUGCUUGCGCCUGCCAAGUGUCUCUGCCCGGACGGGGUUGGCUGUUGUCCCUGCAGUGUCUGCACCGCCAUCCGUGCAACCGCUGCUGUGCUGCAGCAUCCAUUGUCGCCUCGUUCCGCUGCUCGCUCGGUUCUCCGCCAACGCUUCCUGUAUCCCAAGUGUUGCCUAACCUGCUCGAACCACUGGCUUGCGACCCCUGUGCAUCCGCAUUCUCAGGUAAUGUCUGCGAACGGCGUCCCUCUUCACUCUGAUGCGACUUGAUCACCUGAUAAAUUGCACGACUACGC
This is a messenger RNA of Chara braunii, 2010 nucleotides long. Lineage: Eukaryota; Viridiplantae; Streptophyta; Charophyceae; Charales; Characeae. The record is from the annotation of a GenBank genome assembly.